AUGAUACCGAUAAUACGCCGUUACUCCACAAAAGCAAUCACAGUAAACGAGUCCUUCAAGUCGACAAUGUCUAGGAUAAGUGCGCAAGCAAUGAUAUUGACAUCAGGUACUGGUGCUAAAGAAGUACUGGCAUUACAUGGAAUGACGAUGUCAUCCGUAUGCUCCCUAUCCGUCUAUCCAACUCCAUUGUUACAAUUUAAUCUCCAUUUACCCUCAUAUACUUCUCAAGCGUUACACGAGAACAAGUACUUGGCGAUCCAUCUUUUGCCUCCAACAUCACAAUCGGUACAUUUAGGCAAGAUAUUUGCUAGCGGAGUUAAGACGAGUGGAAAACCUACAACCAAUGAGGAUGGCGAGUUCUUCCACGAAAUGACAACACCCUUUACGAAAUUGCAUCAAGGAAAUGAUUGGAUAUUUCACACGGUGAAGGAAAACAUAAAUAUUCCCAUUUUGAAGAAUAGUGAACGAGUACUCAUCUGUGAGACCAUGAAAAACUUUCUAGUGGAUGAUCACGAGAUAUGGGUGGUCAAGGUUCUUGAUAUAAAGGAAAAUGAAGAUUAUAGCAAUAAAACGGGAGGCUUAUUGUACUUCGAUAGGGCAUUUCACAAAAUUGGAGAGAAACUAAUAGAGACAAAUUGA
Messenger RNA from Suhomyces tanzawaensis NRRL Y-17324, 639 nucleotides. RefSeq lists its product as uncharacterized. Gene Ontology annotation, molecular function: riboflavin reductase (NADPH) activity; FMN binding. Bases 1 to 639 code for a protein of 212 amino acids. The transcript has a single exon. The record is from RefSeq and is a predicted model, not a curated record. Lineage: Eukaryota; Fungi; Ascomycota; Pichiomycetes; Serinales; Debaryomycetaceae.